AUCGAUCUGUCAUUUCCAUGUUUUUGUCAAGUUUUAUUCAUAUAUUCCAAAGUAGGAAAAUAAUAAUUCAUAAUUUGUAAUAAUUUAUCAUAAUGUAAAUCAUUUUACCGCUCACAUUAAAGAAUUAGGAUGUCAAUCAACAGAGUGCAAAAAUUACUCUUAUCUGAAUAUUGUGAUUUCGACGAUAUGGUGCUCAUUGAAAGCCCAUUCGCACAGACAACCAAAGAAGGUACUGGAAUGCGGCAAGUUCAUUUAGGUUUAACUCCAUCCAAAUUAAUUCUAGCCACCGACGUUCUACCUCCUGUAUCGAAUGGUAAUUUUGCAUGCAGUUCUUGUAUAGAUCCUGAAAUCGAAACGUUUGAAUUGAUAGCUAUUUACCCAGUCGAGUGCGUGAAUUUAAGUGUAUAUAGAAGAAAGAAAAGGCAAGCAUUAAAGGCCAGAUUUUGUAACAAUCGAGUACUAUAUUUUGAAUUGGGGGGCUUUGAGCGACGUAGCAUGUUUUGGAACUUGUGGUGUGAAAAAGUAAAAUUUUUUUGUCCUGGUGUGUCGGACUCAUCUCGCUCUGAAACAUCAGUUGCCACUUCGACUACACGAAGCAGCUUGUAUUUGGUGGAUAAAAAAGUUGUAAUUUUUAAUGGUGCAAAACAAUUGUGGUACAAGUUUGGACCGAAUCCAGGUAUAAGUACAAAUCAUCUAAAUGAAGUUCUUUUGCAGAACUCUCAGAUCUCAACAAGGCUAUGGACCGAUAAGAAUUUAUACUUAGGUGAAGAUAGAAAAGAGUCUUCUUUGGAUUAUAAACCUAUCACAAAAAUAUCUUUUAAACUUACAAAAUCCAAAGAAUCUCCUAGGUAUAAACCAGUUGAAAAUAUACCGUUAGUAGAAGAGAAACACCUUGCUUAUGGCGAUAAUGUUCAAGUAAAUAGGUUUGGAUCUGGUGUAUUUGAAGGUUGUGGAACAAGCCUUUAUCUUACUUUAGAUAAAUAUGUUAGUCCUACACAUUACAGUUCUAGUUCAACGGUAGUUACUAGUAUGGAUCCUAAGUCCAUAAAUUACGAUGAUCUUGCUGAAACAUCUGUUUUGAUUUGGGAAUAUUACUCAUUUAGUAAAGAACUCAAUGGAUAUAAAAAGAGGCAUCGCAGAAGGUAUGGUUUUGUCCCAGAACCUAUGUUUUUGUAUGGAUUGGGCCCUUGGAAUAUUUCAAAAGGCGAACGCUUCUCCAUUCAAAUUAAGAGGGCGGUAUCUGAAGUAUGCCUCAAUACGUCUGAUCAGAAAAUAUCUUUAUCAAUAUCCAAACAAACACUUCUUUCAACAACGUCCUGUUCAGACCUAGGAGAUUUUAGAAGUUAUAGAAACAAUUAUUUAACUGCAUGUAAGAAACCUGUAAUACUUUUUUGGACGUCUGGUUAUUGGUAUAGACCAAUCUCUGUCAAGAACGUCUACAAUGAGCUUCAAAAACACUGGAAAAAGAUUAGACGAUCUCAAGAAACUAAACUAAAAUGUAGAAUGUCUUGUUUAGGAAAACGAUGCAGUAAUCGAAGAGUUUUAAAAAAAUAUGACAAGGAAAAGGAAACUGAUGAAGAGGAAACUAUUUUUUCUUACCGAAAGAAAAGAAAAUAUAACAUUAUUUCGACAGUUUUUGGAUCAGUGAUCGAAGAAAGUUUUCCUUUUGAUACUUUUAGAACUACGAACAAGUUCUCAUUGCAACAUAUCAAGCAAUUGCUAGAGAUAGAUAUCGCAUCGUCAUCCUGGGAUUUCGAUUCAACUUCAAUUGCCCAACAACUGACAUUAAUCGACAGAGAUCUGUUUUUGAAAAUUCCAUCAUCGGAACUGUACGUGCUCUUUAUGCAGGGAAGUUCUAGAAAUGCCCCCAAUAUAGCUGCGAUAAUAGCCUUUUCGCAUAGGAUCAGUUGCCUUAUAGCAAGUGAGAUUCUCAGGGACGAUACUGAAAAGAUUAGAGCAAGACUCGUGUCCAGAUUUAUUAACGUUGCAAGUAAAUGCCAUCGCUUGUCCAACUUUCAAUCUUGCAGGUCUGUACUGUGUGGUUUGCAGAAUCCUUCCAUUUUUAGAUUACGAAAAACAUGGGCGUAUGUUAGAAAAAAACAUGCUUCUAAAUAUCAGACUUUCGAGUAUCUUUGCCGUCUUUACCGAGAUCCCAGGAUGCCAUUGUACCAAAAGACCUUCUUUAUACUUUCGCAAGGAUCACAUUAUUUACCCUAUGUCGGACAUAUCAUCUGUAAGCUGUUAGAUAAAAUACCGGAAUAUAAAAUUUCAAUGUACCAAAAAUCACUAUCCAGACAGACGAGCCUAUGUACUUCUAAAUCGAUAUAUACCGACAGACUGUUAAACUUAAACAUGGCCAAUAAAUUGGGACAAAAUCAAAAUAUAUUUUCAAGAAUAAUGAGUAUGUUUCUAAAACCAAAUUACACGCAGAAUACUGGAGGUGAUAUGUUAAAACUUAAUACGAAUUCCAAACAGCAAAUUCAACACACUAAGAAAAACAAACGUAGCAGGCCUAAAGGAUUAUUUCAAUACUACAAGCCACUAGAUUGUUACGAAGACAGGUCGAGUGAAGGGUUAUUGGUAGCCUUAGAAAUAUUAGAAAAAGGACAAGUUGGAGCAAUGAAGUAUACUUUUAGCAGCAAUGAAUCGCUGCAAAAUUUCUUGCUUAAAGCUAGAUAUAAUAACGAGAAGAAGAAUUUUUUUAAUUCCUUGGAACUUGAAUCGUUUAAGACGUUAAAACUUAAUAAUAAAUGAUAAAGAUUUUAAAUUUAAUGUAUUUAGAACUUUCUGGAAUGAUUAGUGAAGAAUCCAGGGCAUUGAAAAAUACUUUGUAAUAUGUACCUACAUAGUAAUCGUACAACUAUAGUAUCCAGGUCAUCAUAUAUUUAAUUUUCAAAUGGUUUGUGUAUAAUUUUUCAAUUAAACGUUACUCCAGGCAUCCAA
Molecule: messenger RNA, 2943 nt
Organism: Sitophilus oryzae (rice weevil)
Lineage: Eukaryota; Metazoa; Arthropoda; Insecta; Coleoptera; Curculionidae
Exons: 12
Coding region: 130-2754 (874 amino acids)
Biological process (GO): Ras protein signal transduction; positive regulation of GTPase activity
Cellular component (GO): plasma membrane
Molecular function (GO): guanyl-nucleotide exchange factor activity
Source: RefSeq, a predicted model, not a curated record